Messenger RNA from Blepharisma stoltei, 1266 nucleotides. NCBI's taxonomy places the organism in Eukaryota, Ciliophora, Heterotrichea, Heterotrichida, Blepharismidae. The record is from the annotation of a GenBank genome assembly.
AUGUUUCAAAAAUUUCUAAAACAUAAAAGCAACUCGCCAAGCUUAAUAGACUGGGAUUCUUACAGUGGGGGAUUGGCAAAAGAAGAAAAAUCACCUAAAGAAUACUCAGAAGGCAUAAAGCUUGAUAAAGUAUAUUCUACAUAGAGCAUUUUGAAGAGCCUAAAGCGUGAUCUUAAGCAAGCCAAAUCCGUAAUUGAUAAGAUGAAAUUAGAAAAGAAAGCUUUGCAGGAUGCUCUUAAAGACACCCUUGAUAAAAAGCAGGAGCUGUUUGCGAAAGCAAAGGAAUACUACAAUUUGUUGAUGAGCGAAAUCGAAAAAAAUAAAGAGCUAGAAAAGAGAAUUGCAGAAACAGAAAAAAUAAAUUUAGCACUUGAAGAAACUCAAAAAGAACUGAUAUCAAAAGAUGAGAUGAUUUUAGAUCUUAUGAAAGAAAAUAAGUAUAUCGAAAAGCCUCGAAAGAAAUCGUCUUACAUUUUUGAUGAAAAUCUAUUAAGUCCUCACAACUAUAUUGACAAUGAGUACUAUAAAAGUCAAAUAUCAUCAGAUUUGCUAUAUGCUGGCGAAAAAAUGAUGGGAAAAUUGUAUAGCAGCAGAGAAAUCUACAGAAUUUUCAAAAAAAGCGUGACCUGCUCUCACUAUUUUAACGAAUUACUGAAUAGACAAGAAUGGGACGACGCUUUACUAAAACUUCUUAAUUUUAUCAAUGAGCUGCUUGACCACAUUGACGAAGUGCCAAAUGAUAAAUCAAUACAAACGUUCCACUAUGAUUCAGUCCAUGAAAAAAUUUUAAAAAAUAAAGAAGAGCAAUUCAGUGAAAUAAAUGAGUCAGUUGAAGAAGGGUCCCUAAUGGAAGAUCUUAAUAUUCAGAAAAACAAGCUAAAACAGCUAAAUAAUCAGAUAAGUGAUAACCUGGCGAAGACUAUGGAGAAAUAUAAGAAUUUGGACAAUAAGUCCAGUGAAAGCUCGUUAAUAGCUCCUAGAGUCAAGCACUCAAAAACGAACUCAGAGCAAAUAAGCUAUGUGAAUGCUGAAGAAAAAUCAUAUUGUGACACGAGAAAUCAAGCAGAUAAAACUUCAUUUGAAAUUUCUCCGAAAAGAGUGACGAUAAAUUACCCGAAACUUAAGCUCAGGCAAAAGUCUGAAGAUGCAUUGAAAAAGCAAAGAUAUAUGGGCUUGUCACCGACAAAUAAAGUCAUGCCAAUUUUACGUAAAAGUGAUUGUUGGGACAGUGCGGGUGACUUCUUUGGAAGCAGGCUCAAUAAAUAG